AUGAGCUUUUCGUUUGGCUCUGCUCAUAGCCAAAGCAGCGCUAGUACCGCGAAAGCUGGUACAUGGGACAAGGCAGUACCUACCAACCCCGUACAAGAUCGCAUAAACAAUGAAUUGUGUGAAUACAAAACUAUUUCGAUCCGGCCGGAUUAUAGCAGCUUUAGCCUCGAGGAACACAGGCUCGAGGACUAUAAACACGGGAAGGGCCGUAAUGCUUUGCAAACUGUCAAUCCGAGUGUCCAGAGCUUUUUCGCGCCCGAUUCGACACUGUUAGUCAAGACAACAUUAGUUGACAAAGGGAAUAUGCAAUUACUUCAGGGCAGCGGAGUGGAGAUUCAAGUCGGAACAGAGACACCAUCAUCGAACGGGGAUAAGACCAAGUUAUUCAAGACAUGGUGUCUUCCCAUAAACUUGGUCUCGCAUUACUCGCCUUACCUAAAGGAGACCUGCUCCUCGAAUCUUCAGGAAUCCAAUAUGCGAAUUAGACUUCCUAACUAUCCACCUGAUGUAUUUGGCCUUUUCGUGGAGUGGAUGUACUAUGGAAGUUAUGAGUCCUCCUCGUCAGUAUCGAUUGAAAAUGCUGAUGCGAAAUGUUGGGUUCUUGGCGACAAGCUUCGAUCUGUCGAUUUCCAGAACUACGCAAUGCGUCGUCUUCAUGAACAGCACACAAGACCAAUCUUCGGACGACCGAUGACCUGCGAUGAUGUGCAGUACGUAUGGACUAACACUUCACCCGGCUCAAAGUUGAGAAACUUCUGUAUGCACUUUAUCGUGGAACACUUUGGCAGUCCAGCAAAAUUGCUCGGCUCAUCGACAGAUUGGGAUAAGCUCCUUCAAACCCAUUCAGAAAUUCGGAUUAUGUUAUUGGAUACGUUCAGGAAGAGCGUGUUUAUACCGACCCGUGUGGAAAGUAUCGAUGAAUACUUGGAGCCAAACAACUUGUCUUCCAUCUUUCCUUCGCAGGAGAAGAGCGAGUCGAUUCAAUUGGCAACAGGUGCAAAGACGGCAAAAGCACCGAUUUUCAACUUUGGUGGGAAGCCUAGUGAAAAGAAGAACAGUCCCCAGCAGAGAGAGCCUUUCCAGUUGGCUUCUAGGACAAAGAAUUAUGAAGGAGCUGCACUCAAAUUUGGAUGGAAACUUGGAGAAAUUACAGACAAUUUUCCAACGCCUAGCAUCAAAGCCUUGCAGCCAGAACAAGGGUCUACUUCAAAGCUCAAUGCCAAUGCCGUUCUGGGACAUGCGAAUCAAUGCAUUACAAGUGUUGGCAAGUCAGAUAACGUUGACAAGUCUUGUGAAAUUAAGAAGGAGAAAGAGCCUGCUAAAGGAGAAGUUAAGAAUACAAAGGAAUCGGGACUGGGCGAGGCUAGCUGA
Molecule: messenger RNA, 1371 nt
Organism: Fusarium musae
Lineage: Eukaryota; Fungi; Ascomycota; Sordariomycetes; Hypocreales; Nectriaceae
Exons: 6
Coding region: 1-1371 (456 amino acids)
Molecular function (GO): protein binding
Source: RefSeq, a predicted model, not a curated record